AUGAUUCAAAGCGGAGAUCGAGCAUACACAGCGUUAAAACUUGAUUCAUCCCACUCCUUCGUCAUUGCCCAUGAAAACGUGACGUUCUUUACCAGACUCGGUUCGAUUGGACGGGGUGACUUCGGCGAGGUAUGGAAGGGAGACCUGCGCUCAAAACAAAACCAUCUUGACGUUGCUAUCAGGCAAAUACCAGAUUGCGUGACAAAAACACUUCACGUACUUCAAGCCAUCAAGGUACUUUACAAGCUAUCGGAUCAACCAAAUAUUGUAAGAUGUCUAGGAUAUUGUAAAGAGCAAGGUAGUAUUCUGUAUGAGUUCAUCUCAGGGGGUACACUCCUCACCCAUCUACAGACUUCAGGGGUGCAAUCUCAACCCACGUACAGCAAUAUCAAACCAAAUGGUGUUCGUAUUGAGGAGGGUACCCUACUUAACUUGGCUUGGCAGGUUGCUAAAGGGAUGCAGUUUCUAGCAUCUAAGAAGAUUAUCCAUGGAGCUCUCUGCGCUCACAACGUGUUGCUAGGAGAAAGAAAACAAUGCAAGAUAUCAGACUAUGGACUUUCUUCAUCGUUCUUUGGUGACGUAGCUAAACCUACCAGAUGGAGUUCACCAGAAACCAUGGUAACGGGUGACCAAACAACAGAAGGAGACAUCUGGUCUUUUGGUAUCGUCUUAUGGGAAAUUGUAACACUGGGUGCAAGACCAUACCCAAAUAUAACAUUCGGCGCGGUUCAGACGGAGGUUGCUAAUGGUUACCAGAUGCCACGCCCUCGUCACUGUGCACAAGAAGUGUAUUCGGUUAUGACUGGAUGUUGGGAGAAGGACCCUACAAAUAGGACAAACUUUGACCGGAUCCUGAAAGAUUUGGAAAUGAUUCUAGAAAAAACUCAUAGCUACCUGUCACUUAAUGACUUGGAUGAGCAGUUGUAUGCGUCUACCAGUGAUAUGUGAAAUAUAAUUACCGCAUCAUUCGUGUAAAAAUAUCAUCAAGAAAAUAUUAUUUUCAUAAUUAUAAGUGUGCCUGAUCGUUGACGUACAUUAAUCAUGUAAAAACGCGUGAAAAACUUA
This is a messenger RNA of Lytechinus pictus (painted urchin), 1065 nucleotides long. RefSeq names its product tyrosine-protein kinase receptor Tie-1-like. Gene Ontology annotation, molecular function: transmembrane receptor protein tyrosine kinase activity; ATP binding. Gene Ontology annotation, cellular component: signaling receptor complex; plasma membrane. Gene Ontology annotation, biological process: positive regulation of kinase activity; protein phosphorylation; multicellular organism development. The transcript is spliced from 9 exons. The record is from RefSeq and is a predicted model, not a curated record. NCBI's taxonomy places the organism in Eukaryota, Metazoa, Echinodermata, Echinoidea, Temnopleuroida, Toxopneustidae. The coding region runs from base 1 to 948 and encodes 315 amino acids.